GGUAGGAGCUGAUGGGUGGAACAAACCGGGCAUGAAAAGACUAACGUGACUAACGGAUCUGAGAAUUGUGGUUCCUUAGUGGGAUCUACAGGAAUGUAGGCACUGCUGGCAGUUCUCCUGCAGCUCUCCCAACCUUCUCUGCCUCAGACUGGAUCUGUUACUCACAAAGCAGAUCCCUGCUGCUUUGGGGGUAGGAAGAACAUGGCCUGCAUUUUGAAGCGGAAGGCUAUUAUUGUGAUAAGUUUUGCAGUGGCAUUUCUGUUCCUGAUUAUCGUCCGUCUUAGCAGUGAAGUCAGUUUCCCUCUUCUACUCAACUGCUUUGGACAAGCCAGUGUAAAAUGGAUGCCAUUUUCGUAUACACAGAGACGACCAUUAAGAACACACUAUGGAUAUAUUAAUGUGAGAACCCAAGAGCCACUGCAGUUGGACUGUGACCUCUGUGCCAUUAUUUCAAACUCGGGUCAGAUGGCAGAGCAGAGAGUUGGACUGGAGAUUGACCAGGCUUCCUGCAUACUGAGAAUGAACAAUGCUCCCACCAAGGGCUAUGAUGAAGACGUUGGGAAAAGGACAACAGUGAGAGUUGUCUCUCAUACCAGCGUCCCCCUUCUACUUAAGAAUUCUGAAUAUUUUUUCAAAGAAACCAACAGCACAAUCUAUGUCAUCUGGGGUCCUUUUAGAAACAUGAGGAAAGAUGGCAAUGGCAUUGUGUACAACAUGUUAAAGAAGACAGUGGACAACUACCCUGGGGCCAAAAUCUUUGUGACCACAGAAAAGCGCAUGGGUUACUGUGAUGAAGUAUUUAAAAAAGAAACAGGGAAAGAUAGAGUCCAGUCAGGAUCCUAUCUCAGCACUGGUUGGUUUACCUUAAUUCUGGCUAUGGAUGCUUGCUACAGAAUACAUGUCUAUGGGAUGAUAAAUGACACCUACUGCAAAUCAGAAGGCUUUCGGAAAGUUCCUUAUCACUACUAUGAACCAGGAAGAGACGAAUGUGAUGAAUAUUUUCUGCAUGAAAAUGCACCCUAUGGAGGCCAUAGAUUUAUCACAGAAAAGAAAGUGUUUGCUGAGUGGGCCAAAAAGCACACAAUAAUAUUCACACACCCUAACUGGACAUUGUCGUGAUGCUGGUUCCCCCAACCUUCCAUGUAGCAUAAUUCUUACACUUAAUACCAUGGUUUACAACAAUAUUUGCAACUGACUGGACAUUUUCAACGUAGGCAGAAGUACAACUGAUAAACAAUUUAAAGGGUAGUUCCACUAUGGAACAAGGAAAAAUCUACCGAUCUGUGGAAGACGUACAAGAUGAUUAUUCUAUCUAUUAGUGCUGGGAUAGAAUAAUGUACUUUACUUUUAACUGGAUCAUUAGUCCAAGAUGGCAGCAGUUUGGUUUUAAGAAGUUAAUGUUCUAAGAGGGGAACCACAAUCCUAUGAAGCUUCAACAUUCUGGGUUUUUUUAAUAAGUGAUAUAAAUACUUGAAUAUAAAUUCUAGGUUGCCAUUAUUAUUGAGGUAAACUUUUUGUUUGUUUUAUGAGUAGCCAGACAACUUGACAACCAGACAAGAGGUUUUGUUUUGUUUUGUUUUGAAUUAUAUGCAUGACGACAAUUCAUUGGAUAUGGCAAAAUUAGAGAUGGGUUAGACAAGAUUCCUGAACUCCAGUUAAUUUAUACACAUGAUCUUUUUGUAAGCCUGAAGCCCUGGGAUAAUCCAUGUGCUUUCAUAGUAGUUCACAAUAUAUUGACCACUCUGGUAUUUCUGGACAUUGCCUCACAUUCUGCUGGCAUUGAUUAAGAAUACCCAGAUACCUUUUGCUCUCAACUAUAUUCCCCUUUAAAGCAGUGCUUCUAUAACUUCUGUAUGAGAUAGUAAGGAAGAUCUGUCAGCUUGAGUGUGGCAAUAGAGUUCCAGACAGUUGUAUUUAUAAUAUGAUGAUCUUGAACAGUGAAUCCUUUUGUUCUUGAGCAGUUUGGCUCAACUCUUUGCCUCAAUUCCUCCAUGUUUAAAAAUGGGGAUACUACCUACCUCAUGAGGACAUUGUAAACAAAAGUGAAUGCACUUACAGUGCAUUUUUAAAAAAAUAAAUGAUGCUUUAUUUAUAUUUUUAUAGCUACCUGUGGGAACUCUGCACAUAUUUCUCAGGCCUGAGUAUUUGAGAAUCAUCAUACUCAAGGUAUGAGAUUCUUAUUCAGAAUCAGAAUCAGAAUCAGAAUCAAAUGUAUUACCGUCAAUGACCAGACAGGAGAUUCCUAUUAUGAAAUGUUGAAUCUAUUCACUCCUAUUCUACUGUCGUCCAAGUUCAUCAACUUCUGAAGAUUCUCCUCACAGUGUUACUCCUUUAAUGGGUGGAGCUCUGGAAUUUUUAGUACUUGCCUAUCUCUAAUUGAAGUACGGUACAACUGGGGAGUAAACAGAUAAUUAAGUCAACAAGACUGCCAGUUCUUGUUUCUAUUAUAAAUCUAUAUAAUGAUAUAAGAACAAGGGGAAAGUGACAGACACUGAAAUGAGGUUUGGAUAAUGAGUGUUCUAUUGAACAGUGUCACAUUAUGGAACUAUUUCAGCAAACACUAGAACUGUUCAUUAGAACUGGUUUUUUGUUUUUUGUUUU
Molecule: messenger RNA, 2601 nt
Organism: Hemicordylus capensis (graceful crag lizard)
Lineage: Eukaryota; Metazoa; Chordata; Lepidosauria; Squamata; Cordylidae
Gene: ST6GALNAC3
Product: ST6 N-acetylgalactosaminide alpha-2,6-sialyltransferase 3
Exons: 5
Coding region: 202-1119 (305 amino acids)
Biological process (GO): oligosaccharide metabolic process; ganglioside biosynthetic process
Molecular function (GO): alpha-N-acetylgalactosaminide alpha-2,6-sialyltransferase activity
Source: RefSeq, a predicted model, not a curated record